Prorocentrum cordatum is the source of this 1674-nucleotide messenger RNA. NCBI's taxonomy places the organism in Eukaryota, Dinophyceae, Prorocentrales, Prorocentraceae. The record is from the annotation of a GenBank genome assembly.
CUCCUCCUCCUCCUCCUCCUCCUCCUCCUCCACCUCGAGGGCGGCUGAUUUUCCGUGGCCUUUCUGGCUCGAGCCAGGCCGGAGCUUCCGCGUCGCACCGCGCUCCGCCGCUCCCCGCAGGUCUUCAAGCCACGAUGGCCCCCGCGGCGUCCGUCGGCCUGCUCCUGCCGCUGGCUGGCCUGGCACCGCUCGGCGCCGCCCGCGCGGACGCGGCCGCCAGGUUUGAGCAGUUCAAGGCGGAGCACGGGAAGCGCUACGCCACCGCCGCCGAGGAGAGCCUCCGCCUUGCGAACUUCGCGGAGUCCCUGGCCACGGUCGAGCGGCACAAUUCUCGACCAGGGCGGACUUGGGAGAUGGGGGUCAACCAGUCUGCGGCCCAGCUGCCCUGAUAUGCCCGUUCUGAAGCGCAACACGUGCCCUGUGCAGAACGUCCGUGUUGACACGCUGCGUGUUGGUUCGGCACGUGUUGGCCCACGUUCUGGCGAUCGCGGUGCGCCAGACCUACGUUUCCAGCGCACGUGUUGAGCUGCGUAUCAAUACGCCACGUGCUGCGUGUUGCGUAUCGGGGCAGCCAAGGUUUUCGGACAUGAGCGACGAUGAGUUCAAGAAGCAUGUGCUCAUGACGCCCCAGGACUGCUCGGCGACACGGGGCGCGACCCGCAGCGCGCCGCCGGCGGCGCGGGACCUGCCGGAGCACGUUGACUGGCGCGAGAAGGGGGUUAUCUCUGAGGUGAAGAAUCAGGGACAUUGUGGCAGCUGCUGGACGUUCGCCAGCGUCGGAUGCCUGGAGGCGCACAUGUCGAUAAAGUACGACUCCUGGCGGGCCCCGCGGCUCGCGGAACAGCAGCUGGUGGACUGCGCGCAGGACUUCGACAACCACGGCUGCAACGGCGGCCUGCCCUCCCAUGCCUUCGAGUAUGUGCGCGCUGCGGGAGGCCUCUCGACCGAAUUCCACUACCCGUACACGGCCAAGGACGGCAUGUGCGCCUUCAGCGACGCCGCCGCCCACAGCCCCGGGGGCGGCUUCCGGCCCACCUCCGCGGGCGUCGGCGUCGAGGUGCCAGGGGGCUCGGUCAACAUCACCGUCGGCGACGAGGACAGUCUGAAGUACUACCUCGCCACCACCGGUCCGGUAACCAUCGCGUACCAGGUGGCCAGCGACUUCCGGCACUACAGCCGGGGGGUCUAUACCUCGACGGUCUGCAAAAAUGGCUCCAAGGACGUCAACCACGCGGUCCUGGCCGUGGGCUACGGCACGGACGCGGGCAGCGGCCUGCGGUACUGGACGAUCAAGAACAGUUGGGACUACAGUUUCGGCGAGGAGGGCUUCUUCAAGAUCGAGGCCUUCAAGAAUAUGUGCGGCGUCGGCGACUGCAUGGCCUUCCCAGACUUGUACGGCGUGGACGCAGCGGCGGGCACGCCCAUCGUGGUGUGAUGGGGGGGCUGGUGCGCGUGCUGUUCCCGCGCGGGGUCUGCGCGCGACGCGCGCGCACGCGCCACGUACCGGCGCUCUGUCGAUAUAGUAGGUACGUUUUUCGUUCGGCAUGCGUCGCCCAGCAGCCGCUGACGCUUGCUGCGUGCGGGUUGCAAGGGAAACGAUCAGACACGUUGGUUACAGCAGUUCUUCACCGUAAGGCCUCUCAUGAGCCGCCGAACUCAUCCAAGAAUCCCUCC